AUGCCUCUCAUCGCGCAAAACCCGAAUGACCGCAUCAUCCUGGGAUUGAUGACCUUUGGCCCUGAUGCAUCUUCUGGAGCUCGUGUCACAGAUCACGGUGAAUUUACAAAGCAUCUUGACUACUUCCAAUCGAAGGGUUACGAUGAAAUCGACACAGCUCGCAUGUAUGUUGGCGGCAAGCAGGAGGGCUGGACACGCGACGCAAAAUGGAAGGAUCGAGGCUUCACCCUUGCGACCAAGGUGUACCCCUACAAGGCAGGAGUCCACGAGCCUGAGUCGUUGAAGGAGCAUUUCAGCACCUCCUUGAAAGAGCUGGGCACAGAUGCCGUGGACAUCUUCUACCUGCAUGCACCGGACAGAUCGGUGCCUUUUGAGAAGACCUUGGAGGCAGUCAACGAGCUGCACAAAGAGGGGAAGUUUAUCCAGCUCGGUCUCAGUAACUACGCUGCUUGGGAGGUAGCGGAGAUCUGGAACAUCGCGAAUGAGCGGGGUUGGGUAAAGCCGACAAUCUACCAGGCGAUGUAUAACGCCAUCACUCGCGCCAUCGAACCUGAGCUCAUCCCAGCUUGCCGCAAGUACAAGAUCGAUGUUGUCGUGUACAACCCUCUUGCUGGUGGCCUAUUCUCCGGCAAAAUCAAGUCCACUGACGCUGUCCCCGACGACGGUCGCUUUGGUAAAGAAGCCGACCGCGUCGGCACUAUGUACCGCGAACGCUACUUCAAGAAAGGCACGUUUGAUGCUUUGAAGAUUGUUGAAAACGCCGCACAGAAGCACAACUUAACUCUUCUCGAGAUUGCAUUGAGAUGGACAAUCCACCACUCAGAGCUCAAGACAAGGGUGAAGGGCGGCAACGAUGGUGUUAUCAUUGGUGUGAGCAGCUUCGGUCAGCUGGAAGGAAACCUGGCAGAUAUUGAGAAGGGCCCACUGCCGGAUGACGUUGUUCAGUCGUUGGACGAGGCCUGGCUGGUUGCAAAGGCCACGGCUCCAACUUAUUUCCGUUAA
Molecule: messenger RNA, 1002 nt
Organism: Macroventuria anomochaeta
Lineage: Eukaryota; Fungi; Ascomycota; Dothideomycetes; Pleosporales; Didymellaceae
Product: aflatoxin B1 aldehyde reductase member 2
Exons: 3
Coding region: 1-1002 (333 amino acids)
Molecular function (GO): oxidoreductase activity
Source: RefSeq, a predicted model, not a curated record